Vitis vinifera (wine grape) is the source of this 1337-nucleotide messenger RNA. RefSeq names its product gibberellin 20-oxidase-like protein. The record is from RefSeq and is a predicted model, not a curated record. The transcript is spliced from 2 exons. Gene Ontology annotation, molecular function: dioxygenase activity. NCBI's taxonomy places the organism in Eukaryota, Viridiplantae, Streptophyta, Magnoliopsida, Vitales, Vitaceae. Bases 207 to 1193 code for a protein of 328 amino acids.
AGUGUCUUCUUGUUUGCUUUCUCAACAUAAACAACCAAAAAUCAUCUUUAUGAUGCAGAUGCACCCUUCCUCAAUGGCUGUACAUAAUCAGUAGAGUAGUCUUCUUUUUCUUCUCCUUGUAACAGACCUACCCACCUAUUUAACAGACCUACCUUUGUGGGACAAACCCUACAUCUCUUCUGUAGCUAAUUUUCUUCCAAGUAAUCAUGUCUGAAUCUGAUCAAAAUUCUGUAGAACUGCCUGUUCUUGAUAUCUCUCAGCCCUUACAACCUGCUUCUCUACUGUCUCUUGCUGAAGCUUGUAAAGAAUGGGGUUUUUUCCACAUAACCAGUCAUGGAAUCACCAAAGAUCUUUACGGCAGACUGUGUUUACUUUCCAAGAGCCUCUUCAGCCUCCCUUCUGACACCAAACUGAAGCUGGGUCCUUUCUCUUCUCUGAAAACUUACACUCCUCAUUUUAUAGCUUCUCCUUUCUUUGAGAGCCUCAGGGUUUCUGGACCAGAUUUCUUUGUUUCUGCUCAGAGUUCUGCAGAUGUUCUCUUUGACAAACAGAAUUCUGAAUUCAGUGAGGUACUGCAAGAGUACGGGAAGAAGAUGACAGAGUUGUCAAAGAGGAUCAUGGAGAUUGUGCUGAUGAGCUUGGGUGAAGGUUUUGUGAAGAAAUACUAUGAAGCAGAAUUCAAUGGAUGUCAUGGAUACUUGAGGAUAAUAAACUACUCACCCCCAGAUGAUUUCAAAGAAGAGGUUGAGGGGCUUGGUAUGCAUACUGAUAUGAGCUGUGUGACAGUAGUCUACCCAGAUGAGAUAGGGGGCCUGCAGGUGAGAUCAAGGGAGGGGAAGUGGAUGGACAUAAGCCCAUGUGAGGGUACCCUGGUGGUGAACAUAGGAGACAUGUUGCAGGCUUGGAGCAAUGGAAAACUAAGGUCAUCAGAACAUCGAGUUGUUUUGAAGAAACCAGUGAACCGGUUUUCUCUGGCUUUCUUCUGGUGUUUUGAAGAUGAGAAGGUGAUCUUGGCUCCUGAUGAAGUUAUAGGAGAAGGAAACACAAGAAUGUACAAGCCAUUUGUUUGCUUGGAUUAUGUGAAAUUCAGAGAGAGUAGUGAGAAAGGGAAGUUUGAGAAAGUUGGCUUCACUGUUAAAGAUUUUGCAGGCAUCAAUAUCACCAGAACACACCCACCAGAAAACCUAAGUUGAAGAAGCUGUUCCCAGUUGAUAACUUUUCUGCAGUAUCCCUUCAUUUGUGGUUAUGAAAUAAGCUAUUGGAAGUAAGAUUGAUGCUUCUUGUAGGGUUCUUGUUCUUGUGAUAUUGAAAAAAAUAAGAUGAAUGUUGUAUUUUCA